AUGACGUACCGAGCCAAUAGUAAAGAGGCACUCAACGACGUCAUCAACGUUACCAAAAUUGGCGGGAAAAGGAAAGUUCUGGAUGAACCUAAUAACGUUUCCAAAAGUGGUGGGAGAAAGAAGUCUGUUGGUAAAGAAGACGAAGAGUCCGCCAGAAAGUGCCAGCCGAAAUCCAACGUUGUGUUUCUGAAGACCCACAAAACGGCAAGUUCCACAGUGCAGAACAUACUCAUGCGCUACGGUCUGGCAAGGAAUCUCACAUUCGUUCUGCCGUAUUCUAGCCAUAUUCUGAGCACUAAUAUCCGCUUUUCAAAGUCAGCUGUCCUCCAGGAGCGUCUCCAUGGUGAUCGUCAUGGCAACCGCACCGCCUACAACAUCUUGUGUCACCACACGCGGUUCCAGUACGACAACAUCCGGGACCUCAUGCCAGACGACACUUUGUACGUUACCAUAGUGAGGAACCCGGCCGCCAUGUUUGAGUCGUCCUUCCAGUAUUUCAGGUUCGAUUCGCGGUACCACAUAACCCAGCCGAACGCCAUGGAAACAUUUCUCGACAAUCCUUCUCACUACGUGAAAAAAUUCGGGGAGAAGCCUCAUUCCCACAAUGCCCUGUUCUACGACCUUGGGUACGACAGCGAGGCUCUGACCUCAGAGCAGACGAUAAAAUCCGCCAUUGACCGACUUGACCGGAUAUUUUCGGUUGUCAUGGUUUCAGAUUAUUUUGAAGAAUCUGUCGUGUUACUGAAACACGCGUUAUGCUGGGACAUCGAUGACGUCACGUUUUUCAAGGUCAACUCCAGGAACGAGCAGUCGGUACGUCACGUGACCACGAAAAUGGCGGGAAAGAUACGUCACUGGAACAGGGCCGACGGCAUGUUGUUCGAUCACUAUAACAUGACCUUGUGGUCCAAACUUCCCCGCCUUCCUGUUUCUUGGCAAAACGAAGUUGAACAGCUCAAAGAAAGGAAUUUGCAGCUAAAAAAUGCGUGCUUGGAAUCUGAUAGUGCGACAGCGGAAAAAUUGGAGACAAAUUUUAAAGUUUUUCAGCCGAAGGGAAUUUCUAUUAACGGUUUUGUUCUGAAGGACGGUGCCAAGGACAACGCGACAUGUCGUCAGAUGGCAACUCCGGAGGUUCCGUUCACGAAAGAGCUGCAGAGAAGGGAACGCAGCAAACUUCUCCAAUCUCAUGGUUAG
Branchiostoma belcheri (Belcher's lancelet) is the source of this 1194-nucleotide messenger RNA. Its product is annotated as galactosylceramide sulfotransferase-like. Gene Ontology annotation, biological process: glycolipid biosynthetic process. The coding region runs from base 1 to 1194 and encodes 397 amino acids. NCBI's taxonomy places the organism in Eukaryota, Metazoa, Chordata, Leptocardii, Amphioxiformes, Branchiostomatidae. Gene Ontology annotation, cellular component: membrane. Gene Ontology annotation, molecular function: galactosylceramide sulfotransferase activity. The transcript has a single exon. The record is from RefSeq and is a predicted model, not a curated record.